Messenger RNA from Cryphonectria parasitica EP155, 636 nucleotides. RefSeq lists its product as uncharacterized. Gene Ontology annotation, molecular function: structural constituent of ribosome. The coding region runs from base 1 to 636 and encodes 211 amino acids. Lineage: Eukaryota; Fungi; Ascomycota; Sordariomycetes; Diaporthales; Cryphonectriaceae. The transcript has 3 exons. Gene Ontology annotation, biological process: mitochondrial translation. Gene Ontology annotation, cellular component: mitochondrial large ribosomal subunit; ribosome. The record is from RefSeq and is a predicted model, not a curated record.
AUGGCAACGAAAGCAGUAGCUAAAGCGGCAGAUACCGCCGUCGAGGGUAUUGCGCGCAAGGCGCCUUUCAGACUGGGCCAGAAACAGGUCUACCUGCCGAAUCACAUCAUAACCUUCCUCCGCCCCAAGGAAGGCCAGUCGCCCACGACCGCCACCUUCCAGGUGCCCCUCACCUUCAACAAGCUCGACUUCCGCGACUACCUGUACAACGUGUACGACGUGGAGGUGAACUCGGUUCGGUCCUUCAUCAACCAGAAGAGGCCUCAGCAGCGAUCCCUCGGCGGCAUGGGCGGGCGGUGGUACCGGCCGCGGUCGCAGAAGCUGAUGAUUGUGGACCUGAAGAAGCCCUUUGUGUGGCCUGAGCGGCCCGCCGAGGAGGACAUGGCGCCCUGGGACCACGCGCUGUUCAAGAACGUGGAGGGGGGCCAUGAAAAGGACGUUUCUGAGGCGGAGAGGAGGGUGCGAGGCACGCCGGUGCUGCGGAUGUACGACGAGAAGGACCUGGACCGGGCCAGGCUGGCGAAGCGGGCCAAGGAGCUGCUGGAGGGAAAGAGGAAGUGGACGCCGGGCUCGGAGUGGGGCGAGCUGGAGACUACGGCGGGGGCGACAAGUGAAAAAGAUGUAAAGAGGCCAUGA